Messenger RNA from Beta vulgaris subsp. vulgaris (sugar beet), 831 nucleotides. RefSeq lists its product as hypothetical. The transcript is spliced from 3 exons. The record is from RefSeq and is a predicted model, not a curated record. Bases 218 to 772 code for a protein of 184 amino acids. Gene Ontology annotation, molecular function: structural constituent of ribosome; 5S rRNA binding. Gene Ontology annotation, biological process: translation. Lineage: Eukaryota; Viridiplantae; Streptophyta; Magnoliopsida; Caryophyllales; Amaranthaceae. Gene Ontology annotation, cellular component: ribosome.
CAAAAACUUCACCCAUUAAUCUGGAUCCAAAUUUUCUUCUUUAUUUCUUCUUUAUCUACAUUCUACAGAAGCUUAAAUCAAACUAACGCAUAUACCAUGUGAGCAUUUCUUGCAAACUACUAGGUGUAAUUCAAUUUGAAGCCUCGUUAUUAGUUACUACCACACUCUAUCACUCAUAAUUUUUCUGGUUGCAGGAAUAAAUCUGAAAGAGAAGAUAAUGUCUUGUAGUAUAUCGUCUUCUGCAUUUCUUGUAUCAUCAGACUUGUUUCGACCUCGAUUGAACAAACCCACUUCAUUAUCAUGGUCUUCUUCUUUGCCCCAAUUGAAUCUCUCCCUCAAUUCAAGAACUAAUUUGUCAAAUUCUACUACUAGACAGGACUUUGUCGUUCAAGCAGCCUGGACCAGGAGAUCCCGGGGAGAACCCAAAAAAUCCGGGAGGAAAUCAUGGAAACAACGGACUGAUAUGUACAUGAGACCAUUUCUUUUGAAUGUUUACUUCUCAAAGCGAUUCGUUCAUGCCAAAGUGAUGCACCGUGGAACCAGUAAAGUGAUAUCUGUUGCUACUACAAAUGCUAAGGAUUUAAGAACUACCCUACCAUCUCUUAUUGAUAAUAAUGCUUGUAGAGUGGUGGGCAAGCUCAUUGCUGAGCGAUCCAUAGAAGCUGAUGUAUAUGCCCUCGCCUAUGAGCCUAGGAAAGGUGAGCGUAUUGAGGGCAAACUUGGUAUUGUACUGGAUACUAUCAAAGAACAUGGGAUCAUAUUUGUAGACUAAUUUCUCCUUUGACAGUUGUAGAGUGAAAUUAUGAGUUUAAUGACUGCUUCCUUUAUACA